Messenger RNA from Syngnathoides biaculeatus (alligator pipefish), 2281 nucleotides. RefSeq names its product gastrula zinc finger protein XlCGF8.2DB-like. Gene Ontology annotation, biological process: regulation of immune system process; regulation of cytokine production; negative regulation of transcription by RNA polymerase II. The transcript is spliced from 4 exons. NCBI's taxonomy places the organism in Eukaryota, Metazoa, Chordata, Actinopteri, Syngnathiformes, Syngnathidae. The record is from RefSeq and is a predicted model, not a curated record. Bases 801 to 1925 code for a protein of 374 amino acids.
CUUUCAGUUUAACAGAAUGAUGGCGUCGUUCGAGGAGCAACUUUAUCGAGCGAGAGAGGAGACUGAGCGACAACGCCGACAGCAGGACGACAUUUUUUUGGCACCGAUCGUGUUGCACAUGCAAGGGUGAGCUGGAGAGGUUGUGCAGUGAGAAAAGCCUGCAGACACAGCUCAGGAACUUUGAAGGAAUCGAUCCUAUUGCUGAGGAGGAGGUGCGCUGGCUCAUAGACUCCAUGGCACAGGGGUAGGACGCGGUAUACGCUGGAAGGAUGGAACUGCAACGGUUCUACAACAGGAUUCAGUGAUGCAGACGCUAAAGAAACCUCACAGAACCAUUACGUUGUUCAACCUUCCCCACAAUGGCAUCGCUCAAGAGCCACCAGCUGGAGAGCUGCUAGGACGUAGCGAGGAUAGCUGUGGACAAGAAAACAAGUGUUUCUUAACAAGAAGGCAAAAAUAAAAGGCUAACUUGAUAAAAUAGAAUGUGAAUUUUAAAAAAGCAAUACAAGAGCUACCACAGAUGUUGGCACAUGCCAUGACAAGAUAAUAAAAAAUGGACAACUUAACAAACAAAUCAUGAGGCGCACCUGUAUUUGACAAGUGGCUGGAGGGAAAUGAUUGGUUGAGACAAGCAGCAUGGACAGAUGGAGACCAAAACAUGACAAAGGACACAGGAAAACAAGACAGCACAUUGAACAAAUUUCAAUCAAAUAAAAACAAAAGGCAAAAACACAAACAGUUGACUGAUUGACAAUGUCAUUUCCAGCAUGCACCCACAUGCCAUCAUGUAACAUCCAUCCAUGUUCUCAGCCGCUUAUCCUCACAAGGGUCGUGAGAGUGCUGGAGCCAAUCCCAGCUGUCAACGGGCAGGAGACAUCCAUCAGCUGAUUGGUCACCAAGAGGAACUUUCCCCUCAGCCACUGCAGGCAGGGAGCUCCUGUCUGGAGCAGGAGUGUCCACAGGACCCCCACAUUAAAGAGGAAGAGGAGGAGGUGGAUGUCAGCGAGUUGCCACUAAACAUCGUGGUUGUGAAGAGUGAGGACGACGAAGACGAAGGACCUGUGUCAAAACAAAUUUACAAUCACAGUCCAAGUGGAAACCACAGUGGAGAACUACCAGCGGACAAGCUCUCCACUCGACUGUCACACAGUGAGGACACACCUGUGGGAACCGGCGCAGACUGCGUAGGUGACGACAAACGCUUCAAAUGGUCUGAAAAGGAGAUGGCUGACGUGAGACGUCACACACUGGAAGACCAUUUUACCUGCCCCGUUUGUGGCAAAAGCUUUACAAAGGCAUAUAGGAACAGACAUAUGAGAACACACACGCGAGAAAAAACGUUUCGUUGUUCAGUUUGCAGUGAAAUAUUUGCAGAAAAGGUCUCGUUGAUUGUACACAAAGUGACACACACAGUUGAAAAUCCUUUCACUUGCUCAAUUUGCGGCAAAGUGUACUAUAUAAAAGACCAUUUGAGUAGACACAUGAGAACGCACACGGGAGAAAAACCUUUCACUUGCUCUAUUUGCGGGGAAAAAUUUGCUCACAAGAUCUCUUUGGUUGCACAUACAGCGACACACACGGGAGAAAAACCUUUCACGUGCUCCGUUUGUGGUGAAAGCUUUUCUUAUAAGCACUGUGUGACGAGACACAUGAGAACACACACGGGGGAAAAGCCCUUCAGUUGCUCAGUUUGUGAUGAAAGCUUUACUUACAAGGAGACUUUAAAUUCACACAUGCAGACGCACACGGGAGAAAAACUUUUCACAUGCUCAGUUUGUGGUAAAAACUUUUGUUAUAAGAAUGGUUUAAAAUCACACAUGCUGACACAUGCAGUAAAAAAACCUUUCACAUGCUCACUUUGUGGUAAGAGCUUUGCUUAUAAGAGUACGUUGAAAUCACAUGUAAGGAAACACAAUGGAGAAUGAAUGUUUUGGCGGGGUGGAGUGAGUGAGUGGAUUGAGGAGGAGGCGCCAGGAUGUUUUGACUGUAUGCUUGUUCCACACACCUCUGACCGUUUCCUCAAAUAAUAAAUGUAAAAAUUAUCAGCUUGACUUGUUUCUUUCAUGCUGUCGACUUCCAAUCCAUCUAAGAAAACUGUUAAUAACAAAAGAAGAAGAAACAAAAUAGUCUGGCUUCCCAUUGGUGUGAAAUGUAUUGACAAGAAGCAUCAUCAGACUACAUUUUUCCUGUUUUAGAUUAAUUAGGAUGACCAAAAUUUUUUCCAUUUCCUAAAUGGCAGUUCAUAAAGUGCCAAUGUGAUGAUAUGAUGCAGGCUUUCUGA